CAACUGGGUCAAGCUCAGACCAUGCUGCGCGCCAAGGAGGCGGAGUGCAGCAUAGUGGCUCAGGAGCGCGACCGCCUGGUCAAGCAGCUAGCUGACCAGGAGAAGAGUCACUAGGCGUCCCUCCAGGCGGUGAAGAACAGCGAGGCCGCCCUCCAAGCCGAAUAUGAGACCCAGGUGGCAAACUGGGCCGAGUCGGAGCAGGCACCGAGCGAUGGCUAUGGCCAAAUCGAGGACAUGAUUGACGAGUACUUCCCUGGCCACUCUGUUGCCGCCAGCCAGGUCAUCAAGGCCCACCGCAAAGUGCAGAGGAAGGUUGGUGCUGAGGUUGCGCCGAAUGCUCAUCGGAAUCUUGAGGAGCAGCUCCUGGCCAUACAGGCCCGUCUUCAGCCGACCCACCGGAUGCUCCGCCGCCUUCAACAUGUCGGGGCCCAGGUGCUAUCCGCCCUCUGUCCUAACAUGCCGGCGCCGCGUACUCCCAGUCGGACCGCCGACUGGCUUGAAGUGGCCAUCGGUCGCCUUGAGGCGUGGAAGGUCUCUUCGGGCCGCGCAGGCGCCCGGCCAGCGUUGGAGUUCGUUAGGGCGCGGUAUCCUGGGCUGGAUCUAGCCUAGUUGGCCACAUUCCGGCAAGAGGCCAACAAGGAGCUGGUGGCAUUGAGGCCCGCCAUCAUUCAUUGUGAUGCAGUAAUUGCCGAGUACACCAACACUAGCGUCUUCGUCCCUGAGUUGAACGAAGACGGUGCUGAGGUGCCGGCAGACUUCUUCGGGCUGAACCCGGAGGACGGCGAGGACUCGACGGAGGAGAUCGACUUGAGCGACGAGGGUGAGGACGAGGACGGCGAAGACGAUGCACCGGAUGAUGGAGCAGACGGCCAGCCUCAGCCUGACCGUGCCUCCAGGUACAAGGCACGUGUGUACGUGCCGACUGCUGCUGGCGAUGAUCAAGCCAAGACUCGCCACCCGGCCACUCCACCAGCCAGCGCCGUCAUCUCAGCCGACCUGUCGGGCUCGCCUGUUGCUCCCUUGAUCUAAGCGGCCAGUUUUUAUCCUGCUUGUCAAUCUUUUGAACAAUGUCUUGUUAAAUAU
Triticum dicoccoides is the source of this 1083-nucleotide messenger RNA. RefSeq lists its product as uncharacterized. The coding region runs from base 235 to 609 and encodes 124 amino acids. The transcript is spliced from 2 exons. NCBI's taxonomy places the organism in Eukaryota, Viridiplantae, Streptophyta, Magnoliopsida, Poales, Poaceae. The record is from RefSeq and is a predicted model, not a curated record.